Molecule: messenger RNA, 16383 nt
Organism: Bombus pyrosoma
Lineage: Eukaryota; Metazoa; Arthropoda; Insecta; Hymenoptera; Apidae
Exons: 9
Coding region: 922-3519 (865 amino acids)
Source: RefSeq, a predicted model, not a curated record
AUUUCGUCGUCUGCAUUAAAGGCCAAGUGACAGCUCGAACUAUAUUGUUGACAUUCGUAUGAAAAUUACGCUACCGCGUCGUACUUACGAAAAAUGUAAUUUUAUAUAUUAUUAAGAUCGAGAUAUACAAGUGGACUUUCUCUUUUUUUUUCACUGAUAUAAAAACUUUAAUUAAACGAUAUUGGUGAAUUGUGUAUACAUAAGAAGGAAACUCUGAAUUAAAUGAUAAUCGGUGUUUGAGGAGUAUAAUUACAUUGGGCUAAUAGAUUUGAAGCGCUUAGCGAUUACGAUUAAAGUGGUACCUAUAAACCCUUCGAGCUGUUCCAUAUUGAUUAGUAUCUUUUAGUAGUUCUAACAAUGACUGCUUAUUGGAAAACUCUGUUCAAGCACCGUCGUAAACGUUGUUCUCAGUAGUACGUUCUCGACAGUGAACGAUAAAGUGCGUGCGUAAAAGUGAAUCAAUCCGUAUGGUAUUACGCGCAGUUACUACGGCGUCACUUUCUAAAAAGAAAAUAUUAAUUUUUUUUAACGAUAAUCAAUUUUUUUAACGGUCUUGAUGUAUAUUGAUAAAUCCGUGUAAAAACGUUGCCAUUAAGGGUGUCCAUGGUGUUUUUGCAUCCGAUUUCACGCCCCUCUCGUGAAAUAGGAAAAUAGAAACUGACGAUUGUUUUCGCGAAUUAGGAUUAUCGUUGGUGACUAGUUUAGCGAUUGAUCUGUUCGGUAUUUCAUUAAAGAUUCGAGGUCCAGUGAGGGGGAAUCGAUCAGUGGUCCCGGGUGUAUGUGGUAACGGAAACAACGCGAUCGAUUCGAAUCGGCGAAAUUGUAAAAACGUGGUGAAACGAACAAAGAGAAAGACGGUUUCGGAAUGACCUGUGGCGGUGGCAAGAUCUCGUUAGAAAUAUCGGGCGGGGAGGAGGAGGCAUGGAAGCUGAAACUGGUCGGCAGUCUCACCAUCAGGGGCUGCAGCUUACCCUGCCAUCCCCGGGAAUCCCCGGACUAGACGUUGUCAGGGCCUUGCAUCAGACUGUGAUAUCGCUGCGCUCCGCGUUGGAUUCUUCGCGGGAAGAGCUUCGCCGUCUUAAGCAGAGCGUUGGUGAUUUUUCUGGCGAGAGCUACGUUGACGUCGUCGAGAGGCUCGCUCUUGAGAAUCACGUCCUUAGGCGAAAGAUUCUAAGCAGGAAUAGUGAGUUUUCUAGUGAUGCUGCCACAAGCCCGCCGCCCCAGGCCCGUCUUUUUUCACUCGCAGUAGAAGACGUCAAAGAUCUGUCAGAGCAAGCAGGCGUACUCAUGGACGCGUCCAGGGACAAAGUCGACACGGAGGACAUGGCAGAGGCACCUAAGCCGGUCAUCGAGCCUCGUCUCGAUAGCAACACCAGUGGUAACGGCGAGAUUCCCGAUCUGCAGACUCGUACGGUCGAGAAAGUGCCUAACAGUCAUGUAGAAUCCUCGUCCAAAUCGGAAUCCAGGAAUCAGAUGUCGAAGUGUACGAUGUCGAGAGACGCGACUGUUGUUAAAUCUCAGGCUGGAAUAUCUGGUGUCAGUUUGGACGAUACGGUGAAGGGUGGGACUUCGAACGAUCUGGCUUCCGCCUUGACGAAUAGACGAUCCAAGGACGUCGAGGCGGAGGAUGGGAACGCGGCGCAGGUCGAUCACUUGGAGGUGCCAGAGAAGGAUCUCGAGGAUCUGAGCUUGAAAUCUGUUUCCGACGGAGACAAUUCGGUGUUCAGCGAUAAUCCGGACACGCAAGUGUUGCAGCAGCAUCAACGCCAGAAUCAAUUGGCCGACCAGCCGAAGCCGAACGACCAAUCCGAGAACGAGUCCGAGGAGUUGGACGAUAUCGAGCUGAUAUUCACCACGGACGAAACUUGUCGCGAUCUUGGUCUUCAGGAAGAUCUCGUCUCCAUAACCGAGACCGAAACUUGGCCACAGUCUGCGCCUACUGGUCAACCGGCAUUGUCGAAGUACGCUAAAUCAGCCGAGAGCGAGUCCUUGGUGUGCAAUGGUGAGAAGACCAGCUCCGUCGAGGAAGCGGUUUCUUCGCAGAGCUCGAGCAUCGAUCGCGAGGAAAGCGUGGAUAGGUUCGACGAAAGUUCCAGCACCAGGUUGAACAAAAUAUGGUCUCAGUGCUCGGUGCUGGUCGAAACAGAUAUCAGCAAGUGUGGAGUUGUCGAAGAACCUGAGCAUGCUACCAGACACGCGGUCAGAAGGAACACUUUAGCCGCGCCACCUACUGCAUACAGACCGAUCAUUCAUCGCGAAGCUUUAGCGGGUAGUCGACGAAAGAGCGCGGCACCAUUGAGACCGGUGAUGGACAGAAUCAGCGGAGCAAGACGAGAGUCUGGUGCCCAAACUGACAUUUCUGCGCUUCCAGCCCAUUGGCGUUCCGAGAGUUAUCUCGCGCACAAAGUGGCUCAUACGUUCACCACGUUGCCCAGCAAGUUCGCUCUGCCUACCGGGGUGCCUGGAAGACUUCGAUUGUCCGACAAAACCCGGGAAGCUAGAAGAGUAAUGCUAUCGGACAUCAGCUUCACUAGCAUGGUGCCAGAGUUGUCCAGAAGCGCCGAUCAUCUCUGCCACGACCCACACGCACAGACUUGUUUCAGUUCUCGCGGCUGUGGCCUUCGAACACCGGACGUGCAUCGCCGCGAAUCGCUCGGCUCUCCUGCAGGAUUUUGGCCUCGUUGCAACCCCAGCACAGGACUACCGAGUCCGUGCGAUUGCCGCCUCUCCACCGACUUUUACUCCUCUCGAUAUCGUGGCUCUUUGUCUUCGAUCCCGUCGCCUGGAUUGGAGGUUGUCGGUGGCCCGUCUCGAAGACACUCGUGGAGAGCAACCGCGACGUCCUUCGAUACCUGGAGAGUUCCGGUGGCCACUUCUACCCCCAGACCAACCUGGUCCUCUAUGCCCUCUUCGCCUACACACGUGCAUCCUCCUGCGACGUCCUCGAAAGCUUCUAAGAGCGUUCCAAAGAGAACGCGAUCGAAGGUCACUUUCCAAGAAUGCCCGAUGACGCGAGGCAGUCUGCCAAAUCUGCGCUCGGAUUUGGUGACCGGCGAUAACAGCGGCGAUUCGACCGAAUCGUUGAUCGACGAGGCUGAGGAUUAUUUACGACGGAGCAUCGACUCGAUGCUGACGAUCUCCAGUAGCGGCGUCAGUUCCGAUUAUUGGAACCGACAGACAGCCAGGCGGAGACGUACGCGGCGAUACUCCGAGCCUGAUCUAAUCCGCGAUUGGCAUCCCCCGCAGGAUGCUAGACCGUACCUGCCAAAGAUACCAAGAGAUCUCAAGCUGGAUCAUCUCGUGAAGGUUAUAUCGCCGGAAGGUAAAGUUCUUCAAGGACGAGUGAGAUACGUCGGACCUGUACCAGGUCGAGAGGAAACACACGUAGGUGUGGAGUUACCCUAUUUGAAUGGCUCCUCCGACGGCACUUUUCACGGCAGAAGAUUCUUCGAUUGCGAUCCUGGCCGUGCAAUCUUCGUUCCCUUCAAGAAAGUGAUCCUGGCCUGGUGCACUACUUGACCCGAACCGCCGACCAGCCUCACGACUCCCCGAAUUUUGCUGUCUCAGUACACCAUGUGAAUGGAAGAAGAAAACGAUGAAACACGUACGUACGCGCGAUCUCUGAUGGUUUCAACAAGUACGUGACGCUCCUUUCCGUCGUGAUCAUCCACGAAGCUUCACUUAACGUACAAAAGCGGAGAAGGGUAAGUUCACGUGAGAAGGAGACGCUUCGAAAGCUUCGCGAAGGGACGUUUGACGGUGGUCGAUACGGCCGACGUACGUCGCAAACUCCAAACAACGAUCGGAAUUCGAAUCGUGUAUUUCGUCGACUUUAAGCUGAUUCGUGCGAAAUUCCAUCCGAAUUCCUUCUUUUCUCCGAUCGUGCGAAGUACGUUCGAUCGCAUCGGGAAACGGACCUCGUUUCCUCGCCGGUACCUUAAUACGGAGAAAGGUGUUUCCAUCGAUAAUCGAUGGUCGUUCGCGUUGGUGUAACGAUUAAGACGAGAAGAGUUUCCGUUCUUUGAAACUCGAAAAUGAAGAGUCGAUGGGAACGACAGAUAAAAUAAUAAUAAACGAUAAAUGCCAGCGUGCAACGAUCUUCAUCGACGCGUGUACUUAGGAGAUGUUCUAGAUAUCUCGUUGCCGAUCUCUGCGAACGAUUUCCGCCUGAAAAUCGGUGAAUCAGUAUUAUAAUUGUCGCGCGGACCUGUAUGUUACAAACCGCGUGUAUCGUCGAACAGAUGCACAAGAAGAUAAUCGAUGGAUCUCUCGCGAUACUACUAUCCGUUCGUGAACGAUUCGAACUGAUAGCAAAGGGAGUGAUAGAGCGAAAGGAAUAAAUUCUUAAGAAAAUAUUUAGAUUUAGGAAGGUUCGUCGUAAUACUAAUCUCUCGUCGUCGUAAUCGCAACGAAGGACUCGUUAUUGUCAUUUACGAUCGUGUUUACCUGUUUCGCUUUAUCGUCUUUUCUUCUUCUUAAACGAAUGCACGUACACUUUGCAGCGUGUGCGAUACGUUGAAAAGGAAAGAGAGGAAAACGCGUAUCCAAAGGAGAACACGUAACGCGAGUACGGUAGACAAAUACGAGACUAUUUUUAUAAUACUCUUUGAGAUCGUAAGAUUUUAAUUGAAGGGGGGUGGGGAGAAAUUUGCCGGAAGCGUUUUUUAAUUGUAGUUGUAGACUUGUUAAUACCACAUUGAUAAAAGGAAUACAUUUCUUUUAGGCUGGAACGAAACGGGAGAAACGGUAUAUAGGAAAAUAAACGAGAAUAUUUCAUAUUUGAUCGUUAGUUUCUUAACUUUACGUUCGCGAUGUCUAACGGUCAACGAAAAUAACUAAACAAGUGGAUAAUUAAGGAGAUAUUUUGGCCGGUAUAAUCGAUGAAAUUGUUUUCUACGGGAAAACUCGAAACGUUGUGAACUCGGACCGUUCAAUACGCGGCAGUCUACUUUCUGCAUUCGAUCGAUAUCGCGUAAAUGAUUCUUCAAGCCGUGUCGACUGCUUUUGAAUAAAUUUUGUGAUAAUUUUACGGAUAAACGUGAGAUCGUGUUCAUACCUUUAUCAACGUAUUUUUGCUUAAUCUUUUGCUCGAAAUUUAGAGCCGAAAGUCGAUUGUUUCUUAGACGAUUAAAAUUAAAGGAAAGCUCGUAAAGGUUCGUCUAUGGCAGAACGAAUUGCUGGAAUUUUUCUUAGAAGGACGAUCAGGUAAUUACGAAGGAUUCUCGCGAGAAAGUUCGAUAUAACAGAUUCUUCUACAUUUUAUAUACACGUUACGUUCGAUACUUAACGUUUACAGAGUUUCCCGUAACAGGCGAGAAGAAGGUGACGUGUGUCCGAGAAAAGAAAUCGAAAGGCUUCGAAUUCUUCUUUCUAAAAAUGCGGAUUUGGUAAAUAAACGGUCGAAUCGAUUGUUAUUUAUAUGUGAAGUAUAAGAAACACAUAUACACGCACAGAAAUCUAUUAUAAACAAUAUCAUAGUCCAAAAGAAAACGUACAUUCAAAGUCGAAGUUUUCACUGUACGCUGACAACAUCUUUCCCUGAUUCUCUACGACUAUCGAAAAAGAGAAAAAGGAAAAGAAAAGAUGAACCUCUAGAUCCAUCCUCGUCGUCCACCUUCGCUUCGCGAAUACCACGAAAUUCCUAGAAUAUCCAUGGAAUCAGUUUCAACGUGUUACUAUUUCACGUUCGUCCUGCCGAAUCAAUCUCCAGCAAAAUUACCUGCGUUCCUGUUUGAAGAACCGAACGAUCCUGGAAAAACGAUACUCGUUAAAUUCCACGUUGUCCGUGGAAUUUCGAAAUUUCAUUCCGUGCAUUUUUCCUCUCUUGUCGAUCUCGCAGUUCCAUUUCGACGUUCUUUAUUCUAUUACGAAAUUUCGCUCCUGCGUUCUCCGUACGAUUUUUCAAGCAGAAUCGACCCCGUUGCCUUCUCUCGACCAACGCAACGCCCGUUACGGGAAACUCUGCGCGUAGUACACCGUUGAACGCGCGUUACCGAAGUGACAAUAUCGAUUCCUCGCUGCGACUCGGCCCCAUGCAAAGUGAUAACGCCUCGACGACGAUGUUAAUGAAAACUAUCGGCGAAUCGACGUGUUCGCCGGCGACUGACGGCGCAAAAGGAUUCACGCGCGUCUCGAUCACGCGUGGAUCGCAGCAUCCACCGUCGCAGAUGUUCGCGUGAUCAUGCGAAACACUCUGCGUAUUCUACGCCAUCGCGUGUGUGUAUACUCGUUCGAAGAAAUAUAGUGCGUUGGAAAACUCGGCUGGAAAUUAACCGUCGAAACGUGUUUUGGGUAUUUGAGCGAAUUUGGCGCGAUUAUCAUUGUUCGAAGAAUGUAUAUACGUAGAAUAUGUAUAUAUACAUAUUAUAUACAUGUAUAUAUUGCAAUUGUAUCUUGCAGAGUGUUACAUCUUGCGAUUAGACCAAGCGCCCUGCCAAGUGCGCACAGUUUGUCAUUAGAAGUCUGACCGAGAAGAUAAUAAGAGAAGAAGGGAGCAGAAGUUGUUGGAAAUUGAACAUGGAAAUCGAGUAUGCACGCAUGCUCUCGCGCGGUUUUAUUAAGUCUAGGAAUAUCGUUGUACGAUUCGUGUUGUUGCUCGUGUUUACCGUACGUUGUACAAAGUGACCUAUGUAAUUGGAACGAGCGAGAAAGUGCUUCUUUCCUGGUCGUAGUUGCAACGAUGUUUUAUGAUCGUACGUCGUUCUCGUAUAGAAGCGUACGUAGUUUCCGUUUGCAAGGGGACAAUCGUCUCGUUAUUUCGUAUCGACGAAUAUGCUGAUAGACGAGCGAUCGAUUUCACGACGACGCUUUAAAUAGCGAUGUUUGUCGAAGAACCGUUUACCGAAACCGGAAAGCAACUCUACUCGUUCCAGUUUCAUGGACCGCUCGGUAUAACGAAGAAUAAUUAGCGAAAUAAGCGUUUCCUCGCUUAAGGACUAUUUCCUGUUAGCCCUCGACUGGCACCUUUGAGUCGUAAUUAGCCGCAACAAUUUCCAUUAACAAGGAAAAUUAAAAAGGAAACAAGAUACAACAACAAAAAAAAAAAAAGAAAAGAAUAAAAUCGAGUGAUCUUCCCAAAGUAAACGACUCAACGAUACCAGGAUCGAGGAUCAAUAUGCAAAAAUUGUUGGAAAUCAGUUUUUAUUCCAACGUAAUGGUGCUCCGUUACGCUCCUAUGAACGUACUGCGAAAAAUGUUCAACAUCGACGUCCUCGAGAAGGAAACUUCCUUGCAAGGACAUGGCGUACAAUAUUUUCGACUUGCGUUCUCGCGCGCAAUCAUCAUCCCCUUUCGGUUCAUCGACUUUCCACGAACCUCGACUUACGUUCGGUCGCCGAGAAGUUAAAGCUUCUAAUCGUGGAAUAGCGUCAACACGCUGACGUACGUCGAUGUAUCAGGUACGCCGUCGUUCGAGGGCUUUGGAUCCACGGCUGAGCUAUAUUUCUUCAAACUGGAGUACGUCUGUACGUGUGUGCAUAAUACGCUGGAAAGUGAGAAGGAGCAAGAGCGCGUAACAGACAGAGCGAGGAGGCGACAGCCGUUCGCGUCGUUGUUCGCGCCGUUGUUCCACGACGAUGUAAAGAGGACGUUGUGAAAAACGUAAGAAGAGGAUAAAAGAGGAAAGACAGAGAGGCUAUACACGUGUACAUUAUCGUCCGGCGGAGUUUUCAAGUAUUUAAGAGGCUAUAGGACACUCUGUACAAUCCGAGCUGUGUAUAUCUUAAUCGCUGUGCAUCCGUGGAGGAACAUAAUAUUUAAACGCGUGUCUGUAUUCCUGUAUCUGUAUAUCCGUGCAACAUGUAAACGGCAUGACAAACAGUUGCAGUACCGUUUUAACGAUUUUAAGCGAAAGCAAGUAUAAGCUGACACUAACUAACGGAGUUCUAGUUGUUAGACUUUUAAUCGAGCGUCUUCGUUCGAAGGGCUGUCUCAAGAUAUCGUUUUCGAACGCGUCGAGUUAAUCCAUCGACAGGCCGAAGCUUUCCGUUAACGGGACCUUUCAUUCUGCGAAUUUCUUACCAUCCGUCUAUCUAUUAUCGAAUUUCGUCUUUGGACAUUGAACGAAAGGGAAUUACGAUUUUGCCAAGUUCCAACUUUAAUUCGUUCUCUUGAUUGAUUUCCCACUUGUUGUCGGUUGUCCUGGUCGUUGAUGGAUUAACGACGCGUCUUUCUCGCGCUCCGGGCGAACAGAUUCGUCUGGCCAUCGACGAUGAAUCCGCGAAUCGCGUUCGGAUCGAACGACAGAGGCGAGUCGAUCGCGAGAGCAACUUUGUACGGCGACUGGCGAAGAUCGAGCUCGACGUAGAAUUUUAUUUCGUUGAAGGUGGAUCAAUCGGGUCGUUGCUUAUGCCAAAUAAUUUUUUUACGAAACGUAUCGACGGAUGUGUCGUUGCAAAACUCGCCGAGUAUUACAACCACGAUACAAGGGGUAUCUUCGAGUUUCGAAUCCGAUUUCGCUCGCAGAUGGAAGCGCAGCGGCGUGAAUCUCGUUUGGCCUUCGUUGUUUAUCUUGCUCUUCAACUCGAAGCCCGGAAAAAGACCGGUGGAAAGUUAUUUUUAUAUCCUGACAGUAUUCGUCGUCGGCAUAUCCGACUCGUUGCAUAUUCAUCGAAUCUGCGUGGUAUACUGCUCGCCCGUGAGACUGUUCGCGGUUGCCUGUCAUAAUUUGAGAUAAUAACAGUAAUAGAAUCAAGGACAAACAUCGGCCGUAAUCCGCUAUUAACGUCUCGAUCGCCAGGAAACGCAAGUUACUCAACUGGAAUUGCAUUUUACCGUGAAAGAGGAAAAAAGGCGCCGCACUUACCGCGAGGAAUCGUCGCUGUACGUGAGACUCGCUGGUUAAUGGGAAAAACCAUCGAUAUUGAAGGUUGUCUAGUACCUGCAUCCUUAUCUUCUAUUAAAUCCCGAGAUCUGGAUAAUUUUAUGACGUUAAAAUAUUUAGAAUAUCGAAAAAUCUUCGCAAAAAAAAAAGAAGGAAAAAAAUAGAAUUUUUCGAAAGUCUCCUCGCAGUAUUCGAUCGAUUUGUCCUCUGUUUACUCGAAGAAAGAUAGAAAUAAGUGAUCUACGUUGUUCCAAUGUCUGAAAAUCUUCGUCCUACGAUAUUCAACCUCGUUUGUUUAUGUACGCCACAGUUUUUUCUUUCUUUUUUGAGUUGCGAACACGUGGAACGAUUUAUUUCGAAGUUUUGGAUCUCGGCACGUACGCGUAUCGUUUACCCUACGUCAAGUCGAGCCGUAGGAAUCGAUGUUCGCGGUUUACGAGGCUAGCAAGCGUUAGAACUUUAGAAACGUAACGACAGAUGAUAAUUUUCUAUCGUUUUCGAUUUUCACUUAACGCCAUCGUCGACUUUAAGAUAGCAAGCCCUAAAAACGACAAACUGAAUCGAUUUCACGCUUUUAGCUGAUCAUAGACGGUUGUAUCUGCGUUGCUCGUUCGUACGAAUUUUAUUUUCUAUUUGGAUGUAUUUUACGAUCAAUUCUCAUUAAGAAUUACAAGUCAAUUAUUCUGGCGUGCUACUAUAACGUGAAUAAUAAGUAAUUAUCGUGUGUUUGAUUCUAGCCGAAUCUAAUGUAAUCUAACGUAAUUAAUGUAAUCUAAUGUAAUUUAAAUCUAGAGGGUAGUAUCCUUUUAGCCUGAUCCAUUUGAUCCAUCGUGUCAAGUAAUUGAGUAACUAAUGGCUUUCAGUGGUUGUUAACUCUUAUAUCGUAUCUAUUACUAAAUUUGGAUAUUUCUUCUUUAACUGUAGGUAUCUUAAGGUCGCGAUGUAUUGUUUCGUCGGUAACAUACCAAGGUGCAUGUAUUAAGAAUCUUGGAGUUUUUCGUCGUUCGUACGAAUGAAACGCGAUCGUUCGUUCUGAUGUGUUUUAUGCACGUGUGUCCAACAAUGAGCAUACCAGAUGUGUCGUGUUAACAACUCUCUGCGUUAUGAUCCUCUUCGUUCGAGUAUAUGCGUAUCGUUAGCCUUAAUUUCUCGAUACUUGAAUGGUACGUUGAAAUCGGAACGAUCUGUGCUCAGCACAUGUACGACUUAAUAAUGUGAAAAGCAAAGUCAGAGUUAAUCCUUUGACUACGGCAGGCUUUGAGACGGAGAAAUUUUUUGUUACGCGCAGAUUACGAGAAAAUACAUUGAAACAGUUAAAACACUGAAUUCUACCAUAUUAAAACAAUAUUAUUUAUUCACGCGUAUUCUCGUUUGUUCGCUAGUUUCCAGAGAAUCGGAACACGAAUCAUUUGUUGUUUCGUGUUCGCGUUGCGUGUUCCUCUGACCUUCUUAUUAUCCCAAUUAUUCGUUUCAAGGAUAUAGGAAAGAAUAACUGUAAAAUAAACGUAUUUAAAUAACGUAUGACUAACAAUUGUCGAAUUACUUACGUCUGGUUCGAACCAGAUUCGCUGGAAUUAUAGUCGAUAAAAUUUUUUCAACGCGUUUAGGUGCCAACAGUAGCCAAAGGAUUAAAGAGUCGAGCUUCGGUCGAACGUUAUUCGUCGUUCGUAAUUCACACGACGAACGUGACUCGAUGUAACAAGGCGAAGGACUAGAAAGUAAUUAAGAAAAGUGCAUUCACAGUUUUUCUCCGCGUCUAAUUUUACAAAUUAACUUCGGAAGCGAUAGACUCUCGCGAUACAUUUUCUUUCAUUUUUCUCGUCGACAGACGCGUCGCGCUUUAUCACAAUUUUUACGCAUCGUUCGAUUUUUAACCGGAUGGGGAGAAAGAACGCGAAAGAAGAAAACGACCGCGAUAACGCCAAGCUUUAUCGCUAGUAUUAUUGCGGUAUAUUAUCAACGAGGCAAAAAGCCGUGCAAUUAAUUCCGCUCAAUCUUUGCUUCGCAACACCUGCCACGAGCCGCACGGUUUCAACGUCCGGCAACAACUUCGUGGAUACAAUAUCUGUCUCGCGUGACUGCAGGUAAAUUUAGUUAUGUUAUGCGAGUCGAUACUAUCUAACUGUACGUAAUAUCUUUUGUUCGAAAGAAGGAUGGAAAAGUUUGGGAAACCUACACUUUUUCCUUUUUCUUCCUCUUAUCCAUCCCCGCGUUGGUCUUCGAGGCGAUUAAAGCGGUACGAUGUUAAACGCAAACGGAAACUUGCUCUUUAUUCCGAAAGUUACAUAAUUGAAUUCCUUUGGCUUGAAAAUUUGAAAAGUUACCUUACGCGAAUGCAAUUGAAUUUAACUUUCGAGAAGCUACACGUCCACGAAUUCCGACGGGAUUUUUCAAUUUUGAAACUUGCUCGCAUUUAGAAACCGCACGAAAAAUUCACGGCUUCCUCGUUGAAAAAUUCAAACUAGCCGUUGAAUUUAAGUUCCGAUGCGGACUCGGACCUAAUCUCAAAAAGUCCUCGAACAGAUAUCCUUCUCUUUCCCCUUUUUUCUUUGAUAAAAAUAAUCCACUUAACGCGAUCUUCCUAGAAUUUUUCGCGAAUAGGCAAACUUGUAAAAUACCUGUAAACCGAAAAAUCAUUGAAAAUCGCUUAGAUUGCCUUGUUGCGCGAAGCUGUUGCUCGUUAACGGUUGCUGGAACCAUCGAAUAGAGAAACAACCUUUUUCGGCUAUCGAGUCUCCUUGGGAUCGGUUUCGUCUUUAACGCGUCAAUUCUCACGACGUCGGUUCUAAUUAGAUCCGUCAAUAACGCCGCAUUGUAUCAUCGGUGAUCGACGACGCUGGAAUUGAUUAAAACGUUCGACCUCGUUUCGCUCUUCGGAUUAUCCUCGCUCGAGUCGUAUUUUUCUAUCGUUGAAAAAUUUCCCAAGGUAAAACGAGCGAACGAGUCGUCGUCGUUAGAGUACGCGUCACUUCGUACGCUAAUUUUACGCGCAAAUGUUUCCUACGCACGUUGAAAGUCGUUUGAAACUCAAAGUGAGAUCGAAGCGCGAAAGUCGUAGCCUGGCUAACGUUAAAAAUUAAUACAAACGAUGGUAAGGAAUGUUCAAUGCUUUGAAUUUCACGCGCGUACCGGUCGAAAGACAGAGAAUUUUCCGGCUCGGUCAACGCGUUAAAUCGCACUCGCACGACACACCUAAUAUGCUUAUGCGCAGCGCUGCGAGACGAACACGUGCAUCGGUGCCGUAUUUAAUCCCAUUUAAGUACAACAGUAACGCGUCCGACCGCGUGCACUUAAGCUUGUUAUUAUACAUUCGAUGCGACGUUACGUUCGCGAUCGUGCUCGAGAUACUUUUCUAUUCUCGUUCUCGAGACGCGCGGUUCUGCUCUAAGAGCGCGUCUCUCGAUACGACGACGUGCGCCGAUGCCUAGGAACGUAAACAUUUUCGUAGCUUUGUUCUCUUUCGUCGUAGAGAGUACACGCGAUGACACAACUAACUAUGGGAAAUUUCAAGACGCAGCUAUCGUAUAGCGCAGCUUCGUCGUAGCUUCGCGUCAAACUUUCCAUAGAAAAGAAAAGAGGAAAAGAGAGAGAAAAAAAAUGAGGAAAGUUACGAAAGGACCUGGUGUCUGGUAAUUAGCGAUCUUCGGUAACAAAUGUCUAUUUAGGUGCCAUUUCUUCGAUCGCGUUCGGGAAAAUGCGAACGUCGCGCGAACAUCCGCGGUCUAUUUAUCGCUGUAAUAUCGUUGGAUUCGCGUGAACGAGAGAUUUCAGCUUAUUUGCGUGUCAGGAUAAUUUCAAAUGUUGCUGGAUCGAAUCGGGAGCUACUUCAGCUUGUCAGACUCUGUUCUCGGAAGCUAAGCUUGAAGAUUGUUCGCGAAUUGAUCGUUCGUUGAAAAUACACAAAGUUUCGGUGUUUUAAAUGCUACUUUCCUAUGGAAAGCCAAGGCAGAUUCGUUUUUCUAAGAGACAAUUUUUCUAAGAGACAAAAAAGUACUUGAUUUUCCGAAACACGAUUUUACGUAGAAAUCGUACGAACAGUUGUUUCCUCGGAAUAUAAGAUUCCGGUGUUUUGUAGGAUACUUUCCUAUGGAAAGCCGAGGGGAAAGCUUUUUUCCUCCAAUAUCGAAGCUUCCCAUCUUUCUCAGUUUCAUUGGACGAUAUUUUUCUACUUAAAACAAAAAUCACCGACGUACGUUUAAGCAUCAGUCGUCGGAUGUGUUUUCGCGAUCGAUAUCGUUAGCAUUUUCGCAGCUACGCGUUUCUUCUUCUGUCCAGUUACUUCGCUUCAUCCCCUUUACGUUAGAAACCACGAGCGUGCAGAUCUUCGCUCCUCCGCUUGAAACACGAGGCAAACGCCGUUUAUUCUCCUUAAUCGGGCAAAUUCAAACACGAUCGCGCUUGUACGUAGCUUCGCGUUCGUUUCCGGAAUCAUCUUGUUACGCCUCAUGCUCAACGGUGACGAGUUUCUACAGCCUAUCGACCCUCGUCGUGUUUAUGACAUUGACGCGAGCGGGAUGAUUCGAGGUCAUCGACGAAAAUCAAUUCGCCGAUCUCUCGAUACCACGCCCUUGCGCGUUCCUCUCGACGAAUUCAAGCGGAUGGACCGGUCGUUGAAACGCGUCGCGCUUUUACGCAGCGGACGACAGUGUGACGUAGGAGACACGAGAAAUCACGAAAGCGAUAGAUCGCCGGUGAUCUUGUGACAUCAAGCGCGUGUUAAUCUACGCCAGAGAUAAGACAUCGACCCCCAAGCUUCAAACUCUUUUGUACACAUCACCACCUUAUCAUCAUAGCCUACACCGAGCCUAUGACACACCUUAAUCUCAUCGUAGAUAAAACAUCGACCCCUGACCUUCGCACAUCAAACUCUUUUGCACAUCAAAACCUACACCGAACCCCUCAACAUCCUCAAAGCAAAACGCAUAUAAGCCGAGACUUGAGCCAGCUCGAGCAGUUCUUGUUCAGUCUUUCUCUGAUUCAGUAUCAUUCUACCUGUGUAAAAUCAUUGCAAUCAUUGUAUUUACAAUAAGGUUCGAUAAAAGAAAGUUAAUAGCUGGGUUACGGCUCAACCUUCUAUUCUUUUAUAAUCGAAGUCUCAAGUUUACGUGACAAUCUCCUCGCGUCGCAGUUCGAACGUUUCACGAAUAAGGUGAAGAAAUUGAACUUUGUAUACGAUGAUAGAAUAUAUUAUGCAAAUCCAACAGAGUGACGGUUCAAAGUGUUGCAACAGAAUGAUUCAAAGUGUUACAAGAGACUGGGGCGAGCGCUUAUUUUGCAGGGUUUUUAUACUGAGGUUUUAGUCCCUUUGAAGGAGUUGUCGUCUGGUGUAUCUCAGAGGCGCCUGUUCCCUUACUAUUUGGUUAUCGUUUCGAUGGCUGUGGUAUGCAGGGUGUCUAGCCUAUCCUAUUGCUAUUUCUGAGCGGGUGGUCUUCUUCAGCGUGUGACAACAGCAAAGCGCGGAACGCGUUGUUUUCCUCCUACUUGUGUUCGUGCUUUUCUGUAACGCGCUUAAAAACGCGUUGUUUUCGUUACGCUCGGCGAGCCGUCGAUAAGUGGAAACGCGUUCGAAGCGAAUGAGGAGGCGUUUCGUGGCAAACAGAAGCGUUUUGCGAGCCGCGAUACAUUUAUGUAACGCCGCUGACGAGCCUACGCGGCAAGCGGAUAAUUUUUUUCGCGCGAGAUCGUUCGAUCGAACGCCGAGAGAACGUCGCGACGCGGAAACGUAAUUAACGCUCCGAUGAUCGCUGCUAGUGCAGACUGCCAUAAUCGUGCUUGGACAGGAAUCGCGGCAUAGAACAAGACGUAUAAAAAAAGUUUCCCCGAUGGAACGGGCAUCGAGAUGAACAUUUUCUUCUGUGCUCGUCGGUUAGCCAUCGAAGCUUCGAAUUUUGACAAUUUUUCGUCGAUCGAUACGGCCGUCGAUCAACCUCGUGUCGUUUUUCUUGCCGUAGCUACGUCAUCAGGUCAGGAGUUGUCUAAUCUCUGUUGUUUCGUAGAAUUGGAACAAUUAGGGAGCAAGAGUGAGUUUUGUAAAUCUUCUUCGUCAAAAAUUUAGCAUGGAAAAUUGCCAUUGACGUCGAUACGUAUCUGCCGUAUCGCGUAUUAUUUUGUUAAAUAAUUGAAAAACGUCUCGUUCAGGGUGAUGGAUGAUCCAUAGUGUUUGGGUUACACGAAACUGUACAAACUUGAGUAUAAAACGAUCGCGAACGAAGAAGGCGACGCGACGUCUUUUCUAGUAAAUGGGAUGGCGGAUUGCAGCGAGGUAUCUGAUGAUACGGAAUCGUCGAGAGCGACGAACGGCGUUCCUCGUCGACGGCGAUCGUUAAAUUAUUAAAUUGCUCGAGCGAAUAAAAAUGUUGUCGCGUUCGCACAAAAUUCAACUGUAUCGAUUAACUGAUAAGGUCUGAACGGAAAUAUACGCGGCGAAAGAGAGCAGAAGCUGGCGGAAUUUGCCGAGAGCAACGUUAAUCGCUAUUAAUUACGAUAAUUGCGUUUGCUUUUUAAGUAUUUCGAUGUAACGUUGGAUAGAGAUGGCGAAUAGAGAUGGAAAUGACGCGCUCGGAUUCGAUGAAACAUUUAUUAUCCUCCUCACGCUGUUGCGCGAAGUAUCAUCCCUAUCUCUUCUUCCUAUGAAAACAAUUCAUUUCCAAGCGAAUUAUAUUGCCUCGUAGAGGAGACCUUUCUGACGUUUAUCGUGGAAAGAAGAUCUCAACGAACAAUUACAGCGAACAUUUAUAACGUAAAUCGUGUCACGAGGAGACAGUAACAAUCAACCUUCUUCUUCUUCUUCUUUUUCUUCUUCCUAUUGAUAGAAACUUUCACCUGUUCCUCUUAGCUUAACGCGUAAUUCCGCUGCGAAGUAUCUUUUGUUCCAAUGUUACGAUUGCAAUUAGAGAGACCUUAAUUUAUCUAUGUUUUGUAACUUGUAAUCGUUUGAAUGCUCGCGAAUAUCCGCGAAUCGCGAGAACGCAAAUUUACUUGCAGCGCGCUGCAGAUAAAAGGAAGAGGAGCGACGAGAUCGCCAGGUCGACGAAGUCGUUGAUUCCUUGCGAAACGUAGCCGAUUAACGUCGCGUGUUGGAUCUUCGCUAGAUCCAUUGAAAUUUCAACGAGCGUGAAAAGAACGAGGGAAUACGAACGAGAUGGCGAAGGGAAGAGCGUGACGAGGAUAAUAACGAGCGGAUUCGAUCGAUCCUAUCGUUUCUUAGCCGUUUGCAGACGCCAGAUGGCCGCGAUAUAAUAUAUACAUACAUAUAUAGAUAUAUAGGUACUUAAGAAGAAUCGUGAUUCGUGAAAUUCGCCGGCUCGUUAAAUUGAAUUCCGCCUGGGAAUAGGAAUGAUGCUCGCCUCGACGAGAUUGUUAUCGUUGUACCUAAAAAACAGAGAGAGAGAGAGAGAGAGAGAGUGAGAGUGAGAGAAAGAGAGAGAGAGAGAGAAGAAACUAUAGAUAUUAACGUGAAAGAAGAGACACAAAGGACACGCACCGUCGUUCUCUCGCUAUUUAUCGUAUUGUAACGAUGGGUGUGAUCAUAUGCCGGAAAAUAAAACUAUUAUUACUCUAAA